Messenger RNA from Dicrocoelium dendriticum, 1450 nucleotides. NCBI's taxonomy places the organism in Eukaryota, Metazoa, Platyhelminthes, Trematoda, Plagiorchiida, Dicrocoeliidae. The record is from the annotation of a GenBank genome assembly.
UAGAAUGUACACUCAAGAACAGGGUCUGGCCAUGGGAUCCCCAAUAUCCCCCGUAUUAGCCAAUAUGUACAUGGAAGAGUUUGAAAAGAAAGCAUUACCCAAUUUCCGUGGUGCCCUGAAAGUAUGGUGGCGCUACGUGGAUGACACUUUUGCGAUUAUAAAAAGGGAUAAAAAAGAAGAAUUUUUAAACUAUUUGAACUCUAUUGACAAUGCGAUAAAGUUCACAAUGGAACUUGAGUCGCAGAGCGGUACACUUCCGUUCCUUGAUUGUCUGGUACAUAGGAAGGAAGGAACGUUAAAAACAACGAUGUAUCGCAAACCAAUGGACACAGAUGGGGUACUCAGCUAUAGUUCAAGCCACCCAAAGCACGUGUACGCGGGAAUCGCCUCAUCACUAUUUCACAGAGCAAGUGCUCUGUGCACGGAGGAAGAAGAUAAGAAAGCAGCGCAGAGGGAAGCGAUGAAAAACUUAAUAGCUAGCGGAUAUCCGAAACGAUUAGUGAAACGACAGCUACAGAAAUGUCUCAACCCACGCGCAACUCCAACCGCAGAGUGGAUAGCGACAGUGGGUAUUCCGUAUAAAGAAGGAACCUCGGAAGCGAUUCGGAGAGUACUGAAUAAGGAGAAGAUAAGGGUAGUUUUCCAGAAGGGUCGAACUCUACGGUCCACACUUGUGCACCUGAAGGAUACACUCCCUUUAGAUAGAACAACUAACUGUAUUUACAAAAUUCCAUGUAAAGAUUGUACACAAGUGUAUAUAGGCCAAACAGCGAGGGAAUUACGUACAAGGAUUUCAGAACAUAGGCGACACAUAUCACGACCUCCGCGAAAUGAGCUAGAGUAUGGAGCUCUACUCAGAGAUUCAGCAAUAGCAAUGCAUGCGCUAGACACGGGACAUAAAAUUGACUUCGAAAAUGUGGAGGUAAUCAGGAGGGGAUUACGAUCAGCCAAACAAAGGCUGAUUGCUGAGGCUAUAGAAAUAACCAAGGCUAACAACUGCGUGAAUAGAAUAGACGGAGUAGGGCUGUCCAGUGCCUGGCGUCCAGUCUUACUCCGGCCAGCUUUGUAAGCAUCGGCGGAUGGAUCCCAAGUCGGAAUGAACUAUCGGCCCACCCUCCACCAAACUCCGAAGUACUAAAGCCAAAUUCUAUCGGUGUCCAAGUUCCCUGCAACGGUUCAAUUAAGAUUGUUAACCACAAUGCAAUUAUCCACGGACCGGCAAUUUCUUUCCCCCAUUUGACCCUGACUGAAACAAACUACAGUGUACCCGCGAACAUAUUGACCUUUGACCGCUGUUAUCAUUCAUAGAUGAACUGCAAAUUGAUUCGUCUUUGUAUGUAGUUUAGCCAUGAUCGCUAUAUAAUGACAAUGUUUAGAUAAUUCACUUCGCCUGAUGAAGCAUUUGUGUCAAAUGCGAAACGUUGUGUAUCCUCAUAAAUACAUUAACCGG